UCGGCGAACAGAGAGCACGUGUUUGCUUGCCGGUCGUGUUUGGUUCAUUUUAUCAUAUAAAACUUUGUGUUCGACUUGUAAUCCGCCCGAGCGUGGUGAUCAAGAAUCAAAACUUUCUGACAGUCAUAGAGACAGGUUAACAUGAAUCCUGAAAAGUUGAAGAAGCUUCAAGCUCAAGUACGAAUCGGCGGUAAGGGAACACCCCGACGCAAGAAGAAGGUCGUGCAUGCUACUAAUGCCACAGAUGAUAAAAAAUUACAAGGUUGCCUGAAGAAACUGUCUGUAAACACAGUUCCUGGUAUUGAGGAGGUUAAUAUGAUUAAGGAUGAUGGUACUGUCAUCCAUUUUAAUAAUCCAAAGGCCCAGGCUAGUUUGUCUGCCAAUACAUUUGCCAUUACUGGUCACGGUGAUAACAAACAGAUAACUGACAUGCUACCAGGAAUAAUAAGCCAAUUGGGACCCCAGGGUGUUACACAACUGAAACGAUUAGCGAGUACAGUUUCUGGUAGCACAGUGGGUAAAGCAACAUUGGAAGAAGAUGACGAGGUGCCUGAUUUAGUGGAGAAUUUUGAUGAAGCCAGUAAAGAAGAGGUUGCUACAAAAAAGGAAGUGGAUGAAAGUGAUAAAGGAGCUGGUGAUAAAAAAGAAGCUGUUACGAAUGAUGAAAAGAAGGAAGCCCCCUUAGCUACACCUGAAGCUUGAAGCAUUCAGUAUCAAGCUAUUUCAUACAACUAACAGUUGUAAUUGACAAGUUGAAAAAUACAAUUUGCAAAAGCAAUGCGUAAACAAAGUAUCACUAUGCAUACGUUAUAAAUAUUUGUCAUACCCUAUGAUAAUGCUAUAUAAGUAACAGUUAUCAAGAAAAUAAAAAAGCUGUUACAGAAAUCAAAAAUUUUUAUGGACGAUGUUCUUUUCUUUGUUGCAUUUGCGGAAUGGUAGACUGUGCUUUGAGUCAGCUAAAAAAAUCUUAUUUUUCCCAAGUUAAGAUUGUGUGACAUUGAUCAUGUAUCAGGUCCAGUAUUUGAAUUUUAAGCAUUUAAUUCGAUUAUUUUCACACGAGAUCUGAUGUGGAAUUACAAAUUUUAUCCCGAUCUUAUUCAUAGUACAUAUUUUUCAUUAUCACGUUGAGUCUGCAUGUGUUCUUACUUUGACGGUAUUAAUGACAUUAUAGAAAUAUGAGUUAAUAAAAAAAUGAAUUUCUCAGCAAACAAUAAUAGCAAUCUUCCAUCUAUUCGCAGCAGUGUUAUACAUAUAGAAGGACAAAAUUUACAUAGAGUAUAGAAAAAGUAAAAAAGCGCGAAAUACCGAGGCACCUCUAUUUUAAUUAAUGAAAUUACCAGUGGCUACAGUUAAGAGUAGUUUUUCGUAGGAGCUUUCCAGCAUGGAAAAUGAGGUGUAAUAUUUUGUAAUGUAAUCUGUGGAAUAAAUUCAUUUGCUGGAAAUGCGGUUUUCUACUGAAAAUUUCAUGUUUUUCUAAUACAAUUUAGUCGUAAUUUGUCAAUAUUUAUAUUUUCAUCUAUAGAAUAGAUCUGUAAUAACAGUGUAAUUAUGGAAAUAUACUAAUAAGAGCU
Messenger RNA from Dufourea novaeangliae, 1571 nucleotides. RefSeq names its product transcription factor BTF3 homolog 4 (gene bic). NCBI's taxonomy places the organism in Eukaryota, Metazoa, Arthropoda, Insecta, Hymenoptera, Halictidae. The record is from RefSeq and is a predicted model, not a curated record. The transcript is spliced from 4 exons. Gene Ontology annotation, cellular component: nascent polypeptide-associated complex; cytosol. Bases 142 to 702 code for a protein of 186 amino acids.